GCCUUGUUGAGGGAGGUCCUGUAUCUUGAGUUCAAGUCACGAAAGGGGCAAGAAUGCAAGCUGCUCCUUCCUUCUUUCUCCUCUGUGCCUUCCGCUUGAACUAGGAGUCGCCUUCCCGCCCAUACCUCCAAGAUGUACUGUCGUUUCAUUGUGAAAACUUCUUCAUCCCAUUCAACGUCAGUCAUCCCACCAGCCUCUUCCAUCUCAUCCCACAUCAGUCGCUCCUCUUCCCAGUCUUUUCCCACGCGUUUAGACUUUCAGCAACAAAAAGGUCCCUGGCCACCACCUCUAGAUAGCGAUACACGGAAAAGAUGGCACACCGACUUCAAUCGAGCGGUCAAUCCAUCGGGCAGCUGCUAGCAGCAGUGAAGCAUGACGAAGGCAUCAACGAGGACCCAAAUCAAAGGACCGACGAACUCUCGGCCUAACAAGGAACCAAUGCCCUUGUACGCAUGGAUCCUUUCAAUCGAGAACUCAUUGAUCGAGCUCGUGCAUCCCUGGCGGCAGAAGGACAAGGAACUAUUGCACCAUCCGAUGAAGAUGAAGGGGCUGACUCUGACAUUGACAUGGCCGAAGAAGAGGAGAAUGUACCGGAACCCGAUGCCGAAGAGCUCUUUGCUACCGACGGGACGAUAAACCUCGUGGAGCAAAACGACCAGAACGUUGACCAUGGCGAGCAAGCCUCUGAAGUCCCGUACCACGAAAUCGUCAGACAAGUACUGGAGACGCCCCUCGAAACUGAGAAGCCCAAACUUCCGGACUUGGUAUGUCUAUGUCCCAAAUGCUUCGCGGACGAGAGGAUUGGUGAGCAACAGAAAGCAAGGGUGACGCACCUGACCCAGCAUGGCAGGGGCAAUUUUCAUGCAGGUUACUCUGCCUGGCAACGUCGACUCGAGCUGCGAAAGAAAGAGGACGAGACGGAGGGAUUUCGUCGUGAACUCUGCGUCUCAGUCGCGCCAGACGGUGCCGCCAUUGAAGACUUUGACACCAUCGACGCUCUAGAGGAGCAUGUGACACUAUUGGACUGGAACUGA
Colletotrichum godetiae is the source of this 1034-nucleotide messenger RNA. RefSeq lists its product as uncharacterized. The record is from RefSeq and is a predicted model, not a curated record. The coding region runs from base 453 to 1034 and encodes 193 amino acids. The transcript has a single exon. NCBI's taxonomy places the organism in Eukaryota, Fungi, Ascomycota, Sordariomycetes, Glomerellales, Glomerellaceae.